CUUGUGUUUUCUCGGUUUUCUCUCUCUUGUUGGCGCAUUGAGUUGUGCACUCUCGCAAUCUGCUGUACUGUUUUUUAAUCAGCAAAUUUAUUGUUAAUUUACAAGUUAAUUGUCAUUAAUAUUCAUCAAUAAUGCCGAAGAAUAAGGGAAAGGGAGGAAAGAAUCGUAGGAGAGGAAAGAAUGAAAAUGAAACUGAAAAACGUGAAUUGGUCUUCAAAGAAGAUGGCCAAGAAUAUGCACAAGUUACAAAAAUGCUUGGAAAUGGUCGCCUGGAAGCAAUGUGUUUUGAUGGUGUAAAACGUCUUUGUCACAUACGAGGUAAAUUGCGUAAAAAAGUAUGGAUUAAUCAAGGUGAUAUUAUUCUGAUUGGUCUUCGUGAUUACCAAGAUGCUAAAGCUGAUGUUAUUUUGAAAUACACAUCAGAUGAAGCCAGAAAUUUAAAGACAUAUGGAGAAUUCCCAGAAACUGUCCGUAUCAACGAUACUGUUACAUUCGUAGAAGAUGGCUUUGAUGAAGACAUUGAGUUUGGUGAUGAAAUCAGUGAUGAUGAUGAGGAUGAUGUAGACAAUAUCUGAUGAACCACAGCAUAAUAAAAAAACAUAUGGUAGGACAAAAAAUUUGGUAAAAAUAAAAUUCAUCAUGAGAAACACAAAAAAAAAACAACAAUUGAUUUUUUAAUUAUCCCAACUAUAAAAAUAAAUACUACCAUGUUGUUUUGCUGCUUUUUUUUUUUUUUUUUUUUUUAUUUGAAUAAAUACUCUGUAAAUUAUUAUUCAAUUAUCAAAAUUAAUUCAAAUGGCAGAUUAAAUUAAAGUCAGUUUAUUAGAUAAUUUAAUAUUUCAGCAAGUGCUACAAUGUGUGUGCAAUGAAUGAUUAUUGUGUUCAUUUCAAUAUAAAUUUUACACAUAACAGUAUCAAAUUUUUGUCUGAUAAUAUUUAGGUAAUAAUCAAUUGUCAAAGUUUUUUUAAAAAUUAUUCAUGAAACUUGCAUUACAGCUAUGUUCAAUAUUCAAUAAAUACAUUGACAAAAAUAUUUGUCGUAAUUUCUCUGUUAAUUCUCUUAUUUAAACCUUAAUUUCUUCUUGGUUUUUUCAAAUAAACGUAAAAAAAAUUUAAUAUGUUAUUUAAAUAAUUAAAUUUCAAUUUUUAAUAGCUGGAAAUUAUUAGGGGUUGUGAGCAGAAGCUGUUUAGAAUUUUUUCGUUAUUAAAAAAAAAAAUAAAUAAUGAAAUUUCGAUUUUCUAUACAUAAAAUUUAUUCUAAACAUGUUGUUGCUUACAGGAGCUGUGAACAUACGUGAUUUGCAAUUUUUUACGUUGAAAAAUAACAUGAAUAAUUAAUUGUUUGUAUAAUUACAUAUUUUUGCAUUUUAAUUUCAUGGAAUUUCCAUUUUUUUUCUACAACGAAACGAAAUAACGUAAAAUAACUUGAAAAUUUCGAUUAUAAUUUAUUUUUCGAAAUACAAAUAAUAAACAUUUUCCUUUUUAAUUUAUUAUUUUUCUAAUUACCUAAACAAAACUAAAAAUUUUCUAAACAACAUGCAGAUAAUCAAGAUUUCUUUAUUACUAAUUAUUGAUAAAUUAUUUAUUUAUCUUGCCUCUCCGUGACAAAUGAUAGCAUCAUUGGAGAAAAAAAAAAAAAAGUUGUUUAAUCAAAAACCCAAUUUGCUUGUGUGUUAGUGUCUUUAUAAAUAUAUGUACACUUAACUGCACAAAACACAUAGAUAGUGACAUAGGUGUGGACAUAGAAGAAUAGACGAAGAGGACAAGAUUAUCAUCAACUAUCAAGCAAAGUGGCAUUUGGCAUAGGGCAAAUUAAAAAAUUAAAAAAAAAAAAAAAAA
This is a messenger RNA of Aphidius gifuensis, 1839 nucleotides long. RefSeq names its product eukaryotic translation initiation factor 1A, X-chromosomal (gene eIF1A). The transcript is spliced from 5 exons. The coding region runs from base 132 to 575 and encodes 147 amino acids. NCBI's taxonomy places the organism in Eukaryota, Metazoa, Arthropoda, Insecta, Hymenoptera, Braconidae. Gene Ontology annotation, cellular component: cytoplasm. Gene Ontology annotation, molecular function: RNA binding; translation initiation factor activity. Gene Ontology annotation, biological process: translational initiation. The record is from RefSeq and is a predicted model, not a curated record.